Molecule: messenger RNA, 1437 nt
Organism: Lactuca saligna
Lineage: Eukaryota; Viridiplantae; Streptophyta; Magnoliopsida; Asterales; Asteraceae
Source: the annotation of a GenBank genome assembly
AUGAACAUACCAAUGUGGCACGUAAGAUUGUUAAACACACCCUUCAACCCCAAGGUUGUUUAUGAUGGAUACCCAACAUUGUUUACCAUUAAGUUGUACCAUGGAGGUGAGUUCACUAAGUACCCUGAUGUCCGUUACAUUGAUGGAACUGUAAACUAUGUUGACAUGGUAGAUAUAGAUGAGUUUUCAGUUUAUGAGCUCGAUGCAAUCAUGAAGGGUUUUAGAUAUGGGGUUCCUCCUGUUAUAUACUACCAUUUUCUUAUGCCUGGUGGAGACUUCCACUUUGGUCUUCGCCCUUUAGGAAAUGAUCAAGAUGUUGCAAACUUUUCUCAAUAUGUCAGUGAGCACAAAGUGAUGAAGGUAUACACAGAACAUGGUGAAACAAGACUACUCACCUAUUUCUUGAAUCCUAAGCCUGUUACCAAGGUUACCCUUGUACAUUUAGAUGAAUCACAUGAGGAUGUGCAACACAUUGAUGAAGCUCCUGAUGACCAAUCAAAGGAAACACUUGUGAUGACUACACCUACUGAUAAUUUAGUUGAGGUGGUGCCCACUCAAGCAAACCAACCUGAAAUCCAAGUCAAUGAAAUAGUUCAAGUCGUAUCCUUGUCACCUGGAUAUAAUAGGAGAAGGGUUAUGAGCAAGGAUGGAGUGAUGGCAUCUUGUAGUAAGAAAAUAUACUUUGAUGAUAUUGGUGAGACUGAGCAGAUAGCCAAAGACUUUGUUGAGGCAGCUACUGAUUUUGAUAUUGGACUCUACCAACAAAUACUACAAAGCAAUGUUGAUGGAGUCAUUGGCACUGACAUGCAUGAUGUCAAUGAACCUCAGAUGGAUGAAGAAAACCAAGCUCAGAUGGAUGAAGAAAACCAAGCUAAGAUGGAUGAAUCUAACAUGGAUAGUAGUGGAAAAGAAAAUGUAAGUGAGGUUGAAAGUAAAGAAGGAAGUGAAACAGAGCAGGAAGAUGAUAGUGAUGAUAGUGAUUAUUGGGUGGAUGAAGAUAAUGCUAGGAUUCCUAGACAACAUGAGAGUGAUGAAGAAGCAGAUGAGUUAGAUGUCAUUGACAAUGAUGCUUUUGAUUCCAUGGAUGAGGAUUCUGAUCAGGACAGGAAGAGAAGAGCAGUUUUGAAACAACUAAGUAAGGAAAAAAGUUGUUCUUUUGGUGAGGUUCAUAAGUGUCAUUUUAAAAUAGGUCAAAAGUAUAACAGUAAGCAGGAGUUUAAAGAGAAAAUCAAAAUGCAUGCAUUGGAAACAAAAAAGAAUAUUGCAUUUAAAAAAAAUGACAAAUCUAGAUUGAGGGCCAUAUGUAGUGGAGUUGUGGCAUUUAAUAAUGAUGUGGUUGGUGAACCUACCCAAACUGAAAAAAGUAAAGGGAAAAGUAAAGAAAAGGACAAACAAGGUGGGACAAGUCAGGAAAAAGCAGAUUCUUCUUGUCCUUAG